Molecule: messenger RNA, 1546 nt
Organism: Chara braunii
Lineage: Eukaryota; Viridiplantae; Streptophyta; Charophyceae; Charales; Characeae
Source: the annotation of a GenBank genome assembly
GGCGUUCGAUAUCACACGAGGUUCUUGGAGGUACUCCUGUCACCCUGGCUGGCGAUGGCGUUGAUGUUAGUCGAGGAUGGUGUUCGAUAUCACACGAGGUUCCGGGAGUUGGGUGAAAGACAAGUUGCUUGACCAAGAAAGGGCAUUGCACAUGGCGGGUGACGUCAUGCGCACAGCUCUGGACGUGGUCGUCUGCGCAGUAUCCCGGUGGCACAGAGGUGAAUCAAGGACGGCAACAGAUAAAAUGGCAUCUCCUGCCCCUGGGAAACAGCAUGACGUCGUUCAACCGCCUGUUGGGGAAGCGACAUCGGAGGGGGCAGGGAACCGUGGUGGGCUUGCGACGACUUCGGCAACUGCGCCUACUAUCAAGCACAACCGUCGGAGGCGUGGUUUGUCCGGCGAGAAGCAAAAUUCGCAGUACUACAAGCUGGACAACCGUUUUGAGUGGGUGGGAAGAUUGGUCCGUGGCGAUCAGGUAUUUUCCAUCGAAACGGUGUACGCGAAGAAUGGCAAGCCUAACCACAAUGCGAAGGGGUGUAGGCUAACUUGGAAAAAAUUCCGGGGUUUUGGAAAUGUUGUUGCCACUCUUCCGUUUUACAGGCCUAUUACCUCGGAUCGUGAACCUACUGUUCUACUGCGGGAAUUCUUUGACGACUGGCAGAGAACAGUGUCGCCAGACAGGUGUAAGGACGUUGCAGAGGGGCAUCCCAUUUCCAUGCCAAUUGCCCGUGUCGGUGAUGACGUGCACAACAAAACACAAACGUCCGAAACAGCAGUUACUGGCGGUGAUGAAGAGGUUGCAGUUCCGAAGACGCCUGCCGAAAAUUUGGACCCCAACUUCACUCCGACGCAGUCGGAGCACUCUCAAGCAUAUGAGGAAUCAGAGCCCGAAAUUGAAGUUGAGUUGGGCACAGUUACGAAGACCACUGCCGAAACGACGGCCGCAGUCGUGCGGCAGGGCUUAGAAAAUCCCUCCAAGGGCAGGACAAUAACCAUCCGGGAACGUGGCGAAGAAGAAUUUGAAGGUCAUGUGUGCCAGGAUUUCGUUGAGGCCAAUCCGUGGACUGGUCGAGGUGAUAAGGGGAAGAAACUGGCACCGUCCCAGAGAAAUGUAGGAGAGGAAGGGUCUGACGAAGAGGGGGGUGACGAUGAGGAUAUCCCCGUUGUGUCGGCGGGGGAGAAGCGAGUUGGGCAGGGAACAUCCGAGGGGCAGAAGCAAAAGAAGCGAAAAGUGAUAAGUGGCGAAGGAAGCUCCGUGAGGAAGAGGAAGCAAGCUGGUGAAAAAGAAGAGACUGCGAAGAAGAAACGGGGAAGUGGAGCCAGGACGGGACCAUCGAGAGGCAGGAAGGACAAGGAUGAGGUAGACGUGGACCAAGGGGGGGGGGGGUGGACAAUCGAGUUAUAGAUUUGGAUGCAGGAUAUUUUCUGGAGUGGAAAGAUGGUGUGAAGAGGAAUGUAAGCCUGCUUGUGACCCCCGAGAGGGUGAUUCCGUUGCCGGCGUGGGAGCUCCCGUACAACCAUCGUUCUAUUGACGGCACCCACGUAG